AUGAAAAUCAAGGCCUGCGAUCAACUUUUUCCAAAUCAACCUGUUGUUGAUGAUAAUUCCUUUAGUGUGACUUUUUCUAUUGCUCGUCAUGUUCCAAUUGCACUUUCCCUCUCCUCUGCUGCUGACUAUGCUCAUCUCCUUACCAAUGCUUCGAAAAUGAAAAAGAAUCCCACUGUCAAGGUCUUGUUGACUAGUCGCGCCCCAAACUUGGAGCCCAGAAAAGAAAAUAUAGCUGCUCCUGCAGCUCCUGCCCAAGACGAUGGUCGUCCCGAACUCAAGGGUCCUGCUGAAAAGAAGAAGAAGAGUAGGGUGCCACGAGAGUCAGAUAUUCUCCCCACCAAUUUCACAAUCAAUGGCAAGAUACGCGCUCUCAGAGAACAAUGGGAAUGCAAUGUUACAUCCUGUAAAUCAGAUUUUUGCUUCAUACCUGCAGAAGGGCCGCAUUUCCCUCUCGGGCACGGUCAUUUCGAGAAGUGGGCGGCAGCAAUCCUCCGCAGUGACGAUUUGGCCAGCAUGGAAAAGCUGCCGAAUAUCCUCCUUUUUGAUCCAGACUCAUCUCACACAGCUGUAUCGAAGUCGCCUCUGUUACAAGCCCGCCUCAAUGCGAUCAGCAAAGAAAAAGCUCUGCCUCUGCCACAAGCAGCUCUGGUCGUCAAUGUCGUGCUACCGAAUGACAUGUUCAAUCCCUACCAACACCCUCGACCACUUGCGCCAGCAUCACAAAUGACUGGCCUCAUUCCUUCUACCCACACCACUGGGCCGCGGAUGAGCAUGGAGCAGUUUUGCAGCAUUUUCGCACUCUCUCAAGACAUUUUCCGUUGA
Molecule: messenger RNA, 822 nt
Organism: Laccaria bicolor S238N-H82
Lineage: Eukaryota; Fungi; Basidiomycota; Agaricomycetes; Agaricales; Hydnangiaceae
Exons: 4
Coding region: 1-822 (273 amino acids)
Source: RefSeq, a predicted model, not a curated record